Molecule: messenger RNA, 4830 nt
Organism: Jatropha curcas
Lineage: Eukaryota; Viridiplantae; Streptophyta; Magnoliopsida; Malpighiales; Euphorbiaceae
Product: PPR repeat protein
Molecular function (GO): protein binding
Source: RefSeq, a predicted model, not a curated record
AGAGAGUGCAAGAAAAAUUUUGGAAGAGAACGCUAUUAGGGUAGUGUAGGGUUUUUCUUCGUUCUAAACCCUUCAGGAAACUGAGGCCCAGUAGUUUAGGCGUGGGCAUCCAUUUAGUGGCCCUAGGGUUAAUUUACGUCCGCCGUAACUCUUUUAAAGAAUUUCCUUCUAGCGCCGGUGUAGCAUUUGCGGAUGAAGACCGACAUGUCGUUCGAUGACCGAGCAAAAAAUGUAAUAGCACCUUGCUCUUACGACCUGUUAUAUUAGUUAGAUGUACGACGUCGGUUCCGAAAACAAGUUGCGUUUCAAUUCGUUUCGCUUUAAUUCCGACCUUCUUUUCUCUAGGUUGUGCUUGCAGAGCCAUGAAAGCUCUCUGCCACAGCAAGGCGAAGCUCAUCAAAUCAAAAUAAAGAGAGAGGAAGUAUGAUAAAGUAUUUAAAAAAUCAAACAAGAUCCUUCUCUCCCUCAGUUUUCCUUUCAAAAUCCCUUACUUUCUCAUCAACCAAACACCAUUCUCCUUCCAAUUCAAAACCCCACCAAAACCCAGUACCUGUCAAAUUCACUCCUAGUUUUCAUUAUAUUCACACAAAUGCAAGCCCACCUACUAAAUCUGACCUCUAUGCCUCAUUUUUUUGCACUCUUAUACAUCUUUACUUGACCUGUGGCAGACUCUCCAAAGCUACUAAGACAUUCCACCACAUGAGAGAAUAUAAUGUUAUUCCCAGUUUUCCCUUGUGGAAUCAACUUAUUUACCAUUUCAAUGCCUUUGGGUUGGUCUCUCAGGUAUGGGAUAUUUACACUGAGAUGUUAUGUUGUGGAAUUUUGCCUAAUGUAUUUACUCACAAUGUAUUGGUACAUGCUUGGUGCAAAAUGGGUAAUUUGGUUUUAGCCUUAGAUUUGCUUAGGAAUGUUGAUAUUGAGGUUGAUACAGUUACAUAUAAUACAGUUAUAUGGGGGCUUUGUCAGCAAGGCUUGGCCAAUCAGGCAUUUGGGUUUUUGUCAAUCAUGGUAAAGAAAGAUACUUCCUUUGAUUCUGUUACUUGUAAUAUAUUGGUCAAAGGAUUUUGUAGGAUUGGGCUCGUGCAGUAUGGAGAGUGGAUUAUGGAUGCUUUGGUUAGUGGAGGGAUUUGUAAAGAUGUCAUAGGCUUUAAUACAUUGAUUGACGGGUAUUGUAAAGCUGGAGACAUGAAUCUUGCACUCAACUUGCUGGAAAAAAUGAGGAAAGAGGGUGUUUUGCCUGAUAUUGUUACCUAUAAUACUUUGAUUCAUGGGUUUUGCCAAAAAGGUUAUUUUGACAAAGCAAAGAUCCUACUUGAUGAGAUUCUGGGGUCUAGGCGGGAAGAAGAUAGUGAUCUUGUGUUUUCAAAGACUGCUGAUAAAAACAAGGAUGGCUUUGUGAAUUUGGAACCAAACCUUAUCACACACACCACCAUCAUUAGUUCAUAUUGUAAGCAGCAUGGCCUUGAGGAGGCACGUGAUUUAUAUGAAGAAAUGAUCAAUAAUGGGUUCUUGCCUGAUGUAGUUACUUAUAGUUCUAUUGUAAAAGGCCUCUGCAAGCAUGGGAAGUUAUCUGAAGCAAAAGCACUUAUGAGAGAGAUGGAGAGGAUGGGUGUGGAUCCCAAUCAUAUUGCUUAUGGUACACUUGUUGAUGCACUAUUUAAAGCAGGGACUGUUUGGGAAGCUUUUGUCUAUCAAAGUCAAAUGGUAGUUCGUGGAAUUGCCUUUGAUUUGGUUAUGUGCACCACAUUGAUGGAUGGGCUUUUCAAGUCCAGGAAGCCCGAUGAGGCAGAGCACAUGUUCAGGGAACUUUCAAAACUUAAUCUCAUUCCAAAUGGCAUUACUUAUACAGUAUUGAUUGAUGGGCGUUGCAAAUUAGGGGACAUGGAAAGCGUGGAGUCUCUUUUGCUAGAAAUGGAGGAGAAACAUAUUAUUCCAAAUGUCAUCACUUAUUCCUCCAUUAUAAAUGGAUAUACUAAGAAAGGAAUGCUCGAUGAAGCUAUUAACAUUAUGAGGAAGAUGUUGGAUCGAAAUAUUUUGCCAAACGCAUAUAUUUAUGCUACACUAAUUGAUGGCUAUUGCAAAGCAGGAAAGCGAGAAAUUGCUCAGGAUCUCUACAAUGAAAUGAAAUUGAGUGGAUUGGAGGAGAACAAUGCUCUCCUCGAUGUUUUGCUAAACAACUUGAAAAGAGAAAGAAAGAUGGAUAAAGCUGAAGGAUUACUUAAAGAUACGAUGUCUAGAGGCUUGUUGCUUGACCAUGUUAACUACACAUCUAUGAUGGAUGUCUUCUUCAAGGCGGGAAAGGAGUCAGAUGCUCUUAACAUGGUCGAAGAAAUGACAGAGAAAAAUAUACCAUUUGAUGUUGUUGUCUAUAAUGUGUUAAUAAAUGGUCUCUUGAAACAUGGAAAAUAUGAACCAAAAUCUGUUUAUCUUGGAAUGAGAGAGUUGGGUUUGGCUCCAGACCUUGCUACAUAUAACACCAUGAUUAAUGCGUUCUGCCGGCAAGGGGAACUGGAAAGGGCCUUAGAGCUGUGGAAUGAGAUGAAGGGCCAUAAGAUAAUGCCAAGUUCAAUCACUUGCAACACCCUGGUAAGAGGUUUUUCUAAAGCCGGUGAGAUUGAAAAAGCAAUGAAUGUUUUGAAUGAAAUGUUGGUUCGGGGAAUUCACCCUAACGUGGUCAUUCAUCGGGAUUUGCUUGACGCUUCUUCAAGAAGUGGAAAGGGUGAUACGGUCUUCCAAAUGCAUGAGCGACUGGUUGCUAUGGGACUUAAAGUUGAUAAAAAUAUUUAUAACAAUCUGAUUGGGGUCUUGUGCAGGCUUGGAAUGACUCGGAAAGCCACUUCAGUUUUGAGAGAUAUGAUCAGGAAUGGACAUAUGGCAGAUACUAUCACUUACAAUGCCCUUAUAAAUGGAUAUUGUAAAGGUACUCAUGUCCAGAAGGCUUUGGCCAUAUAUGAUCAGAUGUUAGAUGAAGGGGUUUUGCCAAAUAUUACUACUUACAAUUUCCUUCUACGUAGUCUCUUAGCAGCCGGUUUGAUGUCAGAGGCAGAUAAAUUGUUCCAUAAAAUGAAGGAAAAUGGCUUCAAACCUGAUUCUUCAACAUAUAAUAUUUUGAUCUCUGGCCAUGGUAGGAUUGGGAAUAAAAAGGAAUCUAUAAAACUUUACUGUGAAAUGGUUGCCCAAGGUUUUGUGCCCACAACCGGCACCUAUAAUGUGCUUAUCAGUGAUUUUGCCAAGGUAGGAAAGAUGCAUGAGGCUACAGAGCUUCUAAAGGAGAUGCAAGAAGUGAGAGGUGUACCUCCAAAUUCUUCCACUUAUGACAUACUAAUUUGUGGAUGGUGCAAUUUAUCUAAACAGCCAGAUCUAGACAGGAUAUUGAAAAAGAAUUACCGAACCGAGGCUAAAAAAUUAAUCAUAGAGAUGAAUGAAAAAGGGUUUGUCCCGUGUGAAAGUACUAUUGCUUGUGUCAGUUCUACUUUUGCUAGACCAGGAAUGAUGCUUGAUGCUGCAAAGCUACUGAAGGAAACAUAUAAAAGAAAGGGUGUGUAGAAGAGGAAGAAAACAUUAGGCGAGUAUCUGUGCCAGUGAACACAGGUAUUGCUGCAGUGAACCACUGUGUUUCUAUUGCUUGUUCUCAAAAGCUUCAGAACAACUUCACUCUCCCCUACUCUUAGUUCACGAUAUCUCCAUCUGUCUGAAUGCUGGGAAGUGAAAGUAUAAAACUGAUAUACUACUGGUUUAAGCUGGGAAGGAUACUGCAGGAGAACUUAAUAUCCUUGCGAAAAUGGAGGCCCUUUAUUAUCUUACAAUAUUGUUACUGGAAAAACAUGGCUUAGUUUUGAGAUGCUACCAUCACGAAUGGACAGUAGUUGCAUUCAUCAGUUUGAUGGUAUUUUGGAUGUUUAGAGCUUUUGGUUGGUCAUUUUCCUGCAGCCUCCAGCCACCAGAGGCAAUCCUAUUGCUUAAUCAUUCUGAAAUUGCAUCCUUAAUUUUGAUGAUGUUGACUGGGCAAGUUGAUACCUGAUAGUGCAUUUGUUACAUAUGUACACGUAUUUUUUGGUACAUUAGAAUGUUAAAUGAGCUACACAAUAAGGGGUAAUUCUCCCUACCAAUAGGAUAGAGAUCCCAAGGCUUUACUAUUGGACUGUCUGCUUGGGGACAUAUGUACAGAGCUAACAUGUGAAAGUUAAUCAAUGGAUGCCCUCAUAUUGUAUUCUCUCCUUGUUCACCUCUGGGUCUAGAAUAUAUAUCAUGCAUUUGGUUGGACCAUGCUUCAAUCUUUUCAGCCAGACCAAUAGGGAAGAGAGAUGAAGCAGAAGCAGCUGUGUCUAGAUAUUAGGAGGAAAGUGGCAAUACAAUGAGGCAGCUAGCUCUGAGCCAUAGGAAACUUGGAGCUGGUUGAUUAUAUCUGCACAGGUAAGAUUGUCCAAUUAGUUGGGAAGUUUGAGAAGAUAGUGGAAAAUUUACACUUCACAGUGAUUCAGCAAGUUCAUUGAAGUUAUCCUCCUAACUUCUCGAGGAAGACUAUGAACUCCAAUUUUGGUGUUAUCAGUCACCACCAGAAGUUUAUGCUUCGAGGUAAAAUCAGGGAAUAUCUUCAUUACAUCGACGUUCGAGGUAAAAUCAGGGAAUAUCUUCAUUCUGACAGUGAACUUGCUGUAGGCAAGCACUCUGUAUUAUGCAAAAGAAGGUUCAGUAUUCUGUAUUCGUUAUUCAGGAAGAUAAGAGAGGAAUAAUGUGAUUUCAUUAAGAUCACGCCAAUACAAUUAAGAAAGCAGAAAAUUAUAUCUCAUUUUUCAGUCAAUUUAUUUAAUUAUCCACUUUAUUUUGGAA